Messenger RNA from Saccostrea cuccullata (small rock oyster), 1383 nucleotides. Its product is annotated as mucin-5AC-like. The record is from RefSeq and is a predicted model, not a curated record. The transcript is spliced from 3 exons. The coding region runs from base 580 to 1383 and encodes 267 amino acids. Lineage: Eukaryota; Metazoa; Mollusca; Bivalvia; Ostreida; Ostreidae.
CACUCACCCCCCCCCCCCUAAUAUUGUUGAACUUAUAAAAAGAUGUGAAGACACUUAAAUCUGUUUUCUAUAGAUUGUCUUUUAAGAAUAAUUUAAUUUCAACAUUUUUAACAUCAAUUAAUUUUUUUUUUAUACAAUUAGGUGUGCUUGUUCAUAUUGUUAUCAAGAUAAAAGUACGUAUUUGCAAAAUGGUUUAAUUUCUUGGAUCUUUGUGUGGGGAUGGGGUUCCUAACCAUAUUGUAUGAAAAUAUGAUGAAAUAGUGUGUCUUUCAUGGAUUUUAUAUCAUUGCAGUGUAUGUGUUGUUUAAUUUAAUAGUCAGAAAUUACGGAGUUUCUUUACGUGAUAGUAUACAUGUAUUAAACGUUACACCCCCAACACACUAAUUACGUUUUAUUUUGUUAUUUUAAUAGUUCUACAGAUUCUUCUAUAUACUUCACCACUCCUUCUUUAAAACAAACAUAGAUCCGCACUUUCUCUUUUCCACCUUGGACAUGCGCCUUUUUGUCUUGUUUAUUGUGCUACUUUUUUUUCAUUGCGCUCACUUUGAACCGAGAGCACGGACUUUGUAAAAAAAAAAAAUGGAUGAGCUACCAGAUAUUCCAGAUGAAUAUUGUGAACAUCAAGCUUUUGUCAAAAGAAAGCGUGUUAUAAAGUUCUGCGACCAGGAGAUCAUACUAAUGCUGAGGAGCUACCAGGUACAUCCGUGUGCCUGGAUUCAAAUUCGUAAAUCUAUGCUUGAAAAUAUCCACCAACUCCCAUCUGAAACUCAAAAUAUGUACAAAGCAUCAUCAGUAAAACAAAUUAAAGACAGGCUGUCUGCAAAACUUUCAAAACUGCUUUCUAUGUCAGAUGGCGACAUAGAAAAUAUUACAAUAAGGAAUGAGUUAAAAAAGGUUAGAAGUAUCGAAAUGAAGCUAGCACGACCUACAUGCUAUCAAGGGAAACAGGCGGGAUCACUGGAUCCGAGAUCACAAAUUACAGGAGAGCUGUCGUCCGACGAAGAUGAGACACUGUCUGUGGGUCCAUCAAAGUCUGUACCUUGUACUUCUAAAUCAGCCAGUGCGAAUGCCCAAUCUGCGUCUGCACCUGUCCCCUCUAGUCCUGGUCCUUCAGCAUCUUUCCGAUCAUUGCCUGUGUCUUCUGUUGGUUCUUCAACUCGACCAUCUACUACCAUGUCUCGCCCUGCAUCUCUUCCAUCUAGCUCUUCCUCCAACCAUCCAACAUCCAAUUCUUCAACCAAGACCAAGACCAAAGCUACCAAAAGGCCACUUCUCAGUGUAAUGCGUGAAAAUCAGGAAGCUUACAAUAAGUUCAUUACCACAAAAAUCCCAAAACUUCUCAAGGCCCUUGGAGUUAGCUCAGAUGAGACAGAAUCUGAUUGA